AUGGGAGAUAUGGUAAGCGAUAAGACCAGCCGCGAGAAAAGAAGUGGUGAAGAGAGAGUGAAAGAAAAGGAAAAAGAGAAAGAUAGUAGUCAAAACGGUAAUCAGAACGGUGGCUCCGGAGUUCAGAUGAGCGUAGGAGACGAGCUAGAAGAAGAAGAUGGUAUUAGGUAUGGUGACUUACCAGCUGAAUACCGGUUGGUGCAUAAGCUAGGAGAAGGAGCGUUUUCGGCUGUAUACAAAGCCGUGUAUGAGCCGACGGGACGUCUGGUAGCCAUCAAGAUCAUCAAUAAGGCUAACUUAUCGGGUAAACAGAUCGCCAACAUCCACAACGAAAUAAGUAUCAUGAAGCGGUUGAGCCACCCCAAUGUGCUCCGGUUGGUGGACCUGUUCAACAACGACAAACAUUGUUACAUUGUAUUGGAGUACUGCGACGGCGGUGAGAUCUUCAAUAAGAUCAUCGAAUAUACAUAUUUCAGUGAGGACUUAUCCCGGUUUAUAUUCUCACAGCUUUUGUCGGCAGUGGACUAUUUGCAUUCCAUUAAUAUUGCGCAUCGGGACAUCAAGCCAGAGAACUUACUUUUCAACACCAUUCCAUUCCACGAAAGGCCCACCGAAGAGUUUGAAAAGCACAAACGGACUUCUGACGACAAUACCAAAGUUGACGAGGGUGAGUUUGUUGGUGGAGUUGGUGGUGGUGGCAUAGGCAUAAUCAAGUUGGCCGAUUUUGGAUUGGCAAAGCAACUCAGACCAUCCAACACCAUGGGAUCCAAUUUGAAAACCCCUUGUGGUACAGCUGGCUAUACUGCACCGGAGGUUAUCACCUGCAAUGGUACUAAAAUGAAAAGGUUUCCCAACAAGCAGUCGCAGAAGCACUUUUAUUCUAAAGCGGUUGACAUUUGGUCAUUAGGUUGUUUUCUUUACACCAUACUAUGUGGCUUCCCUCCCUUUUAUGAUGACGAUCAUCAUCAGCUAACUUUGAAGAUUUUGAACGGUGAUUACGUUUUUUUGAAGCCUUGGUGGGAUGAGGUCAGCUUGGAUGCUAAAGAUUUAAUUUGUAAGAUGUUGACCAUCAAUCCUGAUGAUAGGAUUACCAUCAAAGAAAUAUGGAAUCAUCCAUGGAUCAAGGAUCACUACGGCCCUCAAUCGCCUAGUUAUUUCGACUCAUGUGAUGCUGAACAUGUAGAAUAUUCAGGCGAGGUGGAUCAUCUUAAUCCAAUGGAUAUCUCUAAGAAUGGGUCAAAUAGUCAUUUCAACGCCGAUUUGAUGUCGCCUAGAGCGGAAGCUAUCAAGAAGGUAUUUAACAACCCCGCGAUGUCAAAUUCAAGAACAACUAAAUUCAAACUGUCUGCUUCAUCGGUGCAGUUUACUCUUGACAACUUGCAAGACUUGCUGAUUCAUGGUAAGAAAACAUUACCGAAAAGCCCUCUUCCUUCCAAAAAAGACUUCAAUAAGCUUACAUUCAAAGAUGUAUUUGACGGCAACAAGACCGUGAUCGCAGAGAAUAAAGCAUAUGAAGAAGAUUCAGAAGAGGAAGAAGACUCGAUUGAUGAUCUCGAUGAAAGCAGUGAUGAAUUAAAUGACGAGUUGACAAGCCUUGACAAAUUCUCUGUUAAGCAGCUUGAAAGUCAAAGAUCAUCACUAAAAUCAAAUUCAUCUGAUGAUGAAAAUUCUCUUCAUGAUGAUUACAAUGAAGAUUAUCAAACAAGGUCGAGCUCGAUUAUUAGUGGCAUCAAUGGGGACUACAAGUUCACGUUGAAUUUAAAUGAUUCAAAUUUAUUGAGAAGAAGAUCGUCAACUGUGAAAUCGAAUAAGUCCUUGCCAGCUGAGUGA
Debaryomyces fabryi is the source of this 1830-nucleotide messenger RNA. RefSeq lists its product as uncharacterized. Bases 1 to 1830 code for a protein of 609 amino acids. Gene Ontology annotation, biological process: protein phosphorylation. The record is from RefSeq and is a predicted model, not a curated record. NCBI's taxonomy places the organism in Eukaryota, Fungi, Ascomycota, Pichiomycetes, Serinales, Debaryomycetaceae. Gene Ontology annotation, molecular function: protein kinase activity; ATP binding. The transcript has a single exon.